Molecule: messenger RNA, 3384 nt
Organism: Gryllus bimaculatus (two-spotted cricket)
Lineage: Eukaryota; Metazoa; Arthropoda; Insecta; Orthoptera; Gryllidae
Source: the annotation of a GenBank genome assembly
UUUAUUCUGUGAAUUGCAUGACGUAAGCACGUACGCACGCAGAUUUUUGAUCAUUAUGUGGAUUCCUGGUGGAUUCGUCGGGUUGUGUACUGGUGUAAACUCUAUGCAGAUUGUUUGUCGAUGAAAGUGCGUGAUAGUGGUUGUCUCGUUGGGUCUUUUCUGACGUAGAUUUUCCGUCUGGAAGAAUAAAGUUUGUUUCUUCCAGACAAGAGAUCGCACUUGAUUUUCUAGUCGAGUGCCACUCCACAAUGUCACACAAUCGCCGCAUGUUUGGUGGGCGACCUGGGGGCCCUGGAGGUCCCGUGAGCCCUUGGGAAGGUGGCGUUGUGCCGGGUCAGGGCCGUCCGGCCUCAGCAGGUAUUCUGGGUGCUGCGCCACAGCCUCUGAAUCUACUGUCUCAGCUAUCAACACCAGAGGCACAGCUUGCUCUUGCGAGCAACCUCCUUACCUCUUUGCUGGGGCAGCAGCAACAGCAGGCUGCACCUAUGCCACAGCCCCGAGUACCUCCUGGGCCGCAGCCCUUGCUCAGCAUGAAUGCUACACCUCCUGGGCGAGGCUUUUUUCCACGCCCAGAUAACAUGAAAGGUGGUGGACCAAUGCGUCAACAAAGGGGUCGCGGUAACAGAUUCCCUGACAAUUACAAUAAGCAGCAGCGUGGAGGUAAUAGGAUGCGACCAAAUGCUCCCAUAAAUAAGAGAGGGGGUGUAGCAGGUGGGCAACAAAGAACUCAACGUAAAUCUGGUGGAAGUACCCCCAACAAGUCUUCUUCUGGUGAAAAAAAGGCAGAGUCAGAGAAGACUAGUCCUAUAAAGGCUGAGAAUGAAGCAAAGAAAGAUGAUUCUGAAGUCAGUAAAAAUGAUACAAAGGAGGAAGAAGAGGAUGAGGAAGCAGAGGAGGGAAAGAAACGUGAUUGGAAGGAUGAGAAGAACAAGAAGGAUGCAUCAAUGGAUGUUGAGGAUGAGCAAGAAGAUAAGGAUGAUAAAGAAGCUGGAAGCAAAGGUGGUAAGGGGGCAACUACUAAGGAGGGCAGUUCACCUGCCAAAGGCGGAGCCGGGAAGGACUCGGAUGCAUCCCGUUAUGCAAAUAUCCCCAAAGAGUUGUUGGUGUGCCACAUCUGCAACAAGAAUAUGUGGGAUGGGCAGUCAUUUGAAAACCACUUACGGGGGAAAAGCCAUCAGAUGAUGAUGGAUCAAACUGAGAAGACCUAUAAAGUGCAAGUGAAAUUGAUGCGCCAAGAGUUAAAAUUAGCUGAAGAAAAACGUGAGAUAGAAAUGGAACGUGUACAGCGUUUUGGGAAGAAGGUUAACAUCAAACCCCGUGAAUACUGCACAAUGUGCGAUCUGUACUUCUUCGGCAACAUAAUGGGCCACCGCAAGAACGGGCUGCACCAGAACCUGAAGAACUUCCUGCACCCGCGUUGCCUGCUGUGCUCGCAAGAGUUCCCCUCGCGCACGGAGUGGGACCAUCACCAGCUGACGCCCAUGCACCUGGUGAAGCUGACGGAGUCGCAGAAGAACGAGGGCAAGGACUCGGCCGAAGUGGCCAUGGUGGUGGAGGACGAGCCGGCGCCGGCCGACGACAGCGACGAGAAGGCGGGCGAGGGCGCGGAGCCCGCCGCGGGCGAGGGCGGCAGUGCGGGUGGCGAGGGCGACGCUGCAGGCGGCGACGACGCCAAGGCGGCGAGCGGCGCGGGCGGGGAGCCGGGCGACGGCAAGGCGGCGGCUGGCGGCUCGGGGGCGGCGGGUGCUGGAGCCGCCGGCGCCAAGAAGCCCAUAGGCCGGCAGACCGUGCCGCCCUACGACCCCAAGAAGAGCUACGGCACCCACCUGCUGAAAAAGGUGCUGGGUUACACCACAAAGAGGCGCUGGCGCACUGCCAGACGGCACCGCACUACAAGAGCUACGCGGCCUACCUCCUGCGCACGGGAGGCGCCGCGCCCCCCGGGACGCCGCGCGCCAAGGCGGGCGAAAAGGCGGCCGCCCCGACCCCUGCCGCAGCCAGGCCGCCGCCACCGCCGCCACCCCCGCGGAGAAGACGGCGGGCGACAAGAGCGCGGAGGAAGGCGCCGCGGCGGGCGGCCGGACGGCAAGCGCGUGCGCCGGGAGGCGGUGAGGCGCAGGCCCAGACUAGGAGGGCGCGGGAGCGGAGCCGCCAAGGGCGCCGCGGGCGAAGCGGAGGCCGCCAAGGGCGACGCGAAGGGAGCGCAAGAGCAGGGCGCUGAUUCCACCACGGAGAACGACGGCAAGAGCGAGGAGCGCGACUCGGAUGCCGGCAGAGACGAGCCCGAAGAGGCGCAGACGGCAGGCGGCGGCGCGGAGCCGGCCACUAACGGCGUGGCAGGCGAGGAUGCUGCCGAGGGCCAGGACGAGGGCGGCGACGAGGCCGCUGACGAGGAGGAGGCCGACAAGGGCGACAAGGCGGCGCCGGGCGAAGAGGACGCCAUGGACGCGGAGGACGAGCCGGAGCCCGUGCCCGCGCCCGCCUCCGCCUCGUCCUCCCCCAGCAAGGGAGACACCGACAAGAAGUUCAGCGGCGGGGGCCAACAGGCGAACCGGCGCGGGAUGGGCCGAGGCCUGGGACGCGGUCGCGGCCGCGGCCACCGCCGCAGCCACGUCCCAGUCUUGGAUAUAGAGGCGGAUUCGGGGCAAGAUGCCAGAGGUGCCAGCAGUGAGGAGGGUCAGUGCAAAAACAGGUCAAGUUCUAAGGACACUGAACUGGAUUUGAGGCGAAAUAAAACCUUCCCAUGCAAAGAUCUUCAAUUACAUGUGUCAUCUAAGUCUGCUAUGUGCCUGACAGACAGUGUAGCUAGGUUCAUGGGGCCUGCUAUAACAACUGUGAAGUCAGUUAGGACAAAGUAUUCCAUAAAUCUGAUUUUCUUAUGCCAAGUAACAUCUAUGGAUCUAACUACUUACAAUAUUUUUGACACAUUCACACUUAGAUUAGCAGAGCAAAUGUUUAAGAAAAUAAGUGUUGUAACAACUCUUGAAGAGCUUGGAUCUGGGGUUGAAUUCACUGCUGUGUGGUGGAUGAGAAUGAGUUAAACAUGUGGCUUGCUUAAAGGUUAUCACACACCUGAAUGUGGUCCAAGAUACCAGUAGAGUCCAUUCGACUCGCAACAUUCACUGCAUUGCCCCAGAUAUCGUAUUGAGGCUUGCGAGCACCAAUGACUCCUGCGACAACUGGGCCGAUAUUGAUUCCUGUGGACAAAGCCAAUUGGUAAAUAAAAUUCUGGAUCUACUUGAUGCAGAGGAACACAUCAUCACCAGUUCAAUAAUAAUCAAGGCUGUUCUUGAUUUAUUCAGUUUUCAACAAGAUCACAGCAAUGUUUUAAAAAAUUUGUACUAAUGUAAUUAGAAUGAAUAUUGAUUUUGUACAUUAGGUAAA